GAGCGUGAACGUUAUGAAGGACGGUCAAACCCUGAGUCCAUUUGCUGUGGCCGGGGUCCUCAUUUGGGCUGAACCAAGAGCGAGUUUGUUUUGGUGGGGAGAAUGUUGUUUUAGGGCGUGUUGCUAGCUGUAAUGUCACAUUAGACGUCCAUUUACAAUGGGGUCAAUGAAAAGCUUACUUGACUCAGAGGAAGCAAUGGGAGGAGAAGGAAUUUGCGCUCCUUUCCAAAAAUAAGUUUCCCCCCUUUUCCCGACGCGGUGUUACCAUGACUGAGAGGGAAGGAGGGGAGGAGGGUUGUCGAGUAUCGUGAAUGGAGGGAUUUAGGUAGAAAAGAAGGAAAAGGAUCAAGUGGAGGAGGGAAUAUGGUUGUGAUUAACAGGAAUAUCGUGUUGGAGUGGACCAUUCAGCGGUGCGGUCUCCUCGGAGCGAGGGAGUGAGCUCGAGAGCGAGAAAGAGAGAGGGGAGGGGGCUAAUAGAGAAUGCAUGCGAAAGCUUGCUGCCAAAAAUGAGACGGGGAGUUUUUUCAGAGAGAAAAGAAAGUACAGCCCAGCGCCAUGAAGGGAAGAAGGAGUCGCUGAGAGCAGAAGGCGCAAAGAUGGCGGCGGCUCGGGUUAGAAUCAGCGAGGUGUCUGAUAUCGAGGGGCUUAAAAGUGAAAGUUUUUCGCAGCCCCGUUUUGUCAGCUCAAGCCCAAAGGACAAGAUCUUUCUUUCCCGGAUGAACGAGCUCAACUGAGUGUUUUUUUUUUUUCUUCAAAACCUCACCUCCACCUGCAGGACAACUCCUUCAGUGGUAUACUGGGAACUAUUCAGCCUUCUUCUCCUCCCCCCUGACUUCUCUGAUGGAUCAGAGAAUGAAGGGGGGCACCCCUCAAAUGACGGACUCCACGCUGGAUGCCUCCCCGGGAACUGAGGACUUUGAGCAGGACCAGGGAAAAAGAAAGCGUGUGGAGACAGAGGAUUUGGACGCGGGGAAGAAGGAGGACAGGCGAGGGAAGAAGAGGGAAGGGGACAAGGGGGCGGUGCUGGAGUUGCUCAUUGAGGGUCGUUGUGGGGGCGCGGGGCAGCAGCAGCUUCAGUUAUGUGGCAGAGAGAGCAGCUGCCCUGACGGGAACGUGCGACUCCGCAUCGGCGUGCAAGCCAAGCGCACCAAGAAGCCGCCCAAGAUCUUGGAGAGCUACGUCUGCAAGCCCACCAUCAGAACCUAUCAGAGGCAGCAAGGUCGAGGGGGCGCCCUGCCCGCCAGGACCGCAUCCGACGCGGACGACGCGAGCAGAGAAAACCGCUCGGGUUCAGAUGGCGUCCAGAUUGCGUGUAAACAAACGGCAUCUGCCGCUUUGCAAUCAUCAUCAACACCAUCAUCAUCAUCAUCGGCAGCAGCAGCCGCACGGUCUUUAACACCAGCAAAUGUUAGUCUUCCCGCCUUAGCCCCAGCCAUCGCGAAGCCAGGGAGCAAACAGGUUCCUCUGAAACUGGCGGGUAACACAGAGGUGACUCCUGCCGAUUCGUUGGAGCGAGGGAAGAAAGAAAAGAGUCCAGGCAACCACGAGAAGCCCUUCCCCGGAGUGCUCAAACCGCGUUCGUCCGCCAACCACCAGGAAGCUUCGGCGACCCUCUCACUGCCCGGCAGGGAAAUCCUCCAGAAACACAACGGCGCGGUGCAGACCAAGAAAGGACUUUUGAACGGGAAAUGCUCCGAAGAUAAACUGCGAGAUGCCCUUUCCAUCAAAACGGCAAACCGCAGCAGCUCCGUUCCCGCUGUGGACGCCGCACCUCCUGGUUCUUCUAAAACGGAGAUUUGCUUGGCGCAGAAGAAUAACCCCCCCUCGGUUACCGAUAAAUCAAACUCCUGCCCCGCUCUGGAUGCGUCGCCUGCGCAUUCCCAAGUUCUGGAAGCUUCACUAAAGCGCUCCGAUGACAAAAAGAGAGCUAAAGAGCGGAAGGUAAAGAAAGACAAACGAAAAGAACGAAAGCUAAAGGGAGAUGGACUGGAAGCGGAGAGAGUUAAGGGCGAUGGGCGAAAGGAGGAAAUCAAAAAGAAGAAAAAAGACAAAGGGAAGGACGGCAAAUUGCAACAGGGUAAAGACCGCAAAAGCGGCGACGAAUUGAAGACGGGAGAAAAGUCUGAGAAAAGCAAGACGAGCCCAGAGAAACACAGAAAAGAGGACACGUGCUCAAGCGCCAUGGGUACAUUUGAUAACCCAUACAAAGUGGCAGAGCCGGGAAGAUCUGACGAGGAGAGCGGAAGAGAUCGUAUCGAGCAGGCCGAGCGGCAAGCAGCGACCGCCGACGGCGCCCCAAAGUCAAAGGACAACGACGCCGUCAGGUAUUCAACGGCGCCGCCAAAGCAUCCGCCGUCAUCUUCUGCCCCGCCCCCUCUGUCGCCGCCGCCCUCCCGCCAAGAGCAGGACAGCAGACCGCUGAAAAAACGUAAAGCCAGAAGGCCCAGCUGGACCAAACUGGUGCACCGGGCCCAGAGGGCGGAAAAUCACGAAACGGAUUCUCAACAGAGUUUCUCUCAGAAGUUGUCCGCUCACUCGACUCCCUGCCGCUCCCCGACGACAAAGCCGUCAUCCCCGAAACAGAACCUCUCCGUAUCCGAUUCGAAGGAGCCCGUUUCCAAAAGCCCCGCCGCCCCGACCCGAAAACGAGGCCGACCCAAAUCCCACACCGUGAUCUUUGGCGAAUCCCCCCUAAGACUUUCCCCCGAGGAGGUCGCCUUCUUGCAGUUCGAUGACAUCCAGAAAAGCCCCGUCGUCCCGAAGAAGCGCGGCCGUCCUCGCAAACAACGCCUUGAAAAAACAGACGUCCCCGAAAAGAACGGAGAUCCUCCUUCUCCUCCUCCCGAGAAGGGAAACGGGCAGCUCAAGAUCAGGAGGCUGAUUAACGAGAUGAAGAAAAGGAAGAAGAAGCGACUUCACAAAGCGAUGACGUCCGCCGACGGCGGGAAGGAUAGCGAGAGCGCCAAAACCUACAAGCCCGUCGAUCCCCCGACAGUGCCGACGCUCUCCGACUUGUCCUCCUCCUUUGGGACCAAGCUGGGCCCUCAGAUCAACGUGAGCAAGAGAGGAACCAUCUACAUGGGCAAGAGGAGAGGACGCAAGCCCAAAUCCCAAACGGCUCGUCUGAAUUCCCACGCCUACGCGCCGUCGUCUUUCUUCGGGCAGCCCGGCGAAACGUCCGUCUUCAUGCCUCCCGCCGCUCACCCGUUUCCCUCCCCGUCCCUCACGCACUCCAGCGGGGCCCACAGCCCUUACAGCGAGGGAAGCGUCGCCGAACCGGCGUCCGCUCUGCUUUUCCCUCCGCCGUUCUCUCUGCCGUCACCGUCGUCCUCCUGCACGUCCCCCCGUCCCCCGUCCCGCUCCUCCUCCCUCUCCCCCUUUGUGAAGAAAAGUUGUCCGUGCCAGGGCAGGCAGCACUUCCCUUUCCACCAGUCGUCGUGUAAGCUCUCCCCCGCGGGCGCUGCGCUCCGUCCCACGCCCAGCCCCCCCGCCCGCCUCAAAGACGCCACCCCGUCGCCCAGGAGUGAAUCGCACAGCGACGAGACGUUGCCCAGCGACAGCGGCAUCGGAACGGAUAACAACAGCGUCUGCGAGCGAGCGGAAAUGAGGGCCGUCCAAGGCGCGCUGGGGUUGGGCCCGGGGUCCGCGGGCAUUCUCGGGGGCCCCAAGCGCUCCUCUCUCGCCGAGCCUCCGAUGGCCAGGCACAAGAAUCCGACGGGCAACUGCGCUCCCGUCGAGCGGCAGCGACAUCGGCACAGGCGGCGGGAUUACGGCUGCGCCUCUUCCUGUAAUUGCCUGUGUCCCUGCCCCGGACAUAACAAGCGCCCUCAUUCGGCUUACUACCCUUUCGUCUGUCACAACGCGCUGAAGAGACCGAAAAACAAACACAAAAAGAAACACCAACAGCUACUCAUGCAGGAUCCCGAGUUUCUGUCCGAACUGGAAGAGCUCAUCGGUCAAUUGAGUGAAGUCCACAUCGGUCGGCGAGGUUGGGCCAGGUCGGAGCCGGGCCAGGCCUUUGACGGCGCCAGGCGCCAUCAUCACUCCUCGCAUUCUCACCGCUCCAAUAUUUUCAGGAUCAAUCUGAAUGGCUUCUAUUCUCCCCACCCUCCAUCUUACGCCGCGAGCCCCUCCUUCUCCUCUCAGUCUUUCUACCCCUGCCAGACGCUGCGUUGUAACAGGAAGCCGGAGCGCAGGCAGUGCGGAUGCCCGCCGUCCAAGUUCCAGGAAACAAUCGACAACAUGGGCUUCUAUAGUAACUACCCGCCGGCCACGACGCUUUACCGCCAUCUUCCCGGCUCGUACCCGCUUCCAUCUCCUCACCAGUAUGCCUCGCAGCAGCCCCACCACGCCCACAUCUUCCUUAACCCCGCCAGGUUCCAUCGGCAGAGGAGCAGGCUGCUGAGGGAGGGCGCUCUCGGGGGGGAGAUUGACGGCAACGGGGGAGGCCUCAAUUUAGGCUACGCAUCGAGCCUCCCGUGCGACUGCGGUCACAAACAUAAACGCAGACAAAGGCGGUGCGGACGUAACGCGGAAGGGGAGGCCGCCUUGGGGCAUGAGGAACAGGAGGACGCGGUGGCGAGAGAGGCCUUCUCCACUUCAAAGUCAAGGUUCAUUUCGGGCCAAGGGGGAGGACGCAAAGGCGCGAGAGGAAUGGAGGGCGUGCUGUCCAAAGACUCACCUUGGUUACGCGACGAUGCAAAUAAUUCCUUCUCGACCGCCGCUUCGUCAUCGUUGGCGGAGAGAUCAAAACGCGCGUCGCUCUUCUCCGUGGGACUGGGCUCCUCCCACUUGUCGUCGUUCGGAGGGGGCUGGGGCGCCCUGGGCCAAAGUUGGGCCAAACUGAGGGGUGCGUCCUUCCCGAACGCCAGCUGGGGGUCUUCCGCCGGACGCGUUGGUCCGAUGAUUCCCUCUGACCCGGAGGACGACGACGGGGAUGACAUUCACCGCCCCUACCCGAGCAGGACGCCUCCAUCCGCGACGCACACCAACCUGUUCACGUCGGUCGACGUGGCAACGGGGGGAGGACGUGGCCUGAGGAGCGGGUUGGCCGGUAGGAAUCUUGGAAGCGGAGACGGGUCGUGGAGGACGGACGAGUCGGCAUGGACUGAAAGGAGAGAAGCAGCUUUACAAGGUGACCCAAGAAGCCGCGGGCAGCUCAAAGGUUUGCCAGAGACACGCAGCGCCGCAGGGAAAAACAAAAGAAGACCCGGCCGACCCCGAAAACGCCUUCUGCCCUCCACUUUGCCUCCCCCCGUGUUGUCGCCCGACCUCUUGCGAGAGUGCAUCCGUCAUGACGGCAUUGCCGGAGGAAGGAGAGCGCUGUCGGACUGUGAUGGAGCGGGCGUUAGCUCGGUGCAGCGGGUGACAGAUUCGGAACCGCAGGCUAAGAGGAAGCGAGGACGGAAGAGAAAACAUGACGCUUCUCCCUGUCAUCAGAGUGUCGCCGAGGACGAGACGGGGUGCGGCGACGCGCCCGCCGAAUGUUUUGGCGAAUCGGCCGUCGAGCUGCCCGCAUCCCAACCAGCUGCUGUCCAAAGAGACAAGAGUGAAGACGGUCCUCCCAGGAAAACAUUUUUGAGAGCCGGUCUUUACUCUGAUGAUUACAAAACGACAGAUCCUCCUUCCCAAUCUCCAGCCCUCUCCAGAGGGAGUGCCGACUUCAAAGCGGGCGAGUGGGAUUACAGCCUUUUACCAGCGCCCAUCCAUGUCGGGAAGUACUUGCGAAUGAAGAGGAUUCAUUUCCAGUUGCCCUAUGAUGUCAUGUGGCUUUGGCAGCACAACCAGCUUCAGAGGCAACCCGCCUUCCCUCUUAAGAGGAAGCGGCGCUACUGUCUCUCACACGCAGGCCAACUGAAGGAGAGAACGUUUCCCUCUCGGCGCGCGGCGGAGGAGAGCUCGGGUGACUUGGCCAGCCUCUUUCCUCACCUCGACAUGGAGCCUUUGAGCAGCGACGAGCGGAGCUUCGUGGUGACACAUCGCGUGUUCCUGGUGAGGAACUGGGAGCUGGUGAGGGAGCGGCAAAUCCGACUGAGGAUGGAGGGGAGGCGAGAGGGGGACGGCGAGGCGGAGGAGAGGGACUGGCGUGUCGUGUGCGCCGACGGAGCCAGUGGGGACGAUAGCUACAUCAAGUCAGAUGUACCAGUAGGGGUGGCGGAAGUGACGAUUUCCAGCAGUGACCCCCACCCGGGCUGCGACGACACCACCCGCUCGCUCAGCGCCAGCCCCCGUCCCACGGAGAGCCGGAACAGAGAAGAUGAUGAAGAUGAGGAGGAGGAGGAGGAGGAGGAGGAGGCUGAGGAAGACAAAGUGGGAGAAUGCAGCAGAGAGCAGAGGAGAAAGCGGCUGAACGAUUUACUUUUGACCCUGCAGCAUUCAUAAGCUAACACACGCAUUGAGGCAAGAGCACUCAAGAGGAAAAGGGACCAGGCACGCCCUCAAGACAAGCGGACAGGUGCUGCAUUUGAAUCGGAAAAACAACCCCCCUUUCAACGGCACCGACGCCGGCGUGGAGCAGAGGAGAAUUUCAAAACGAGAGAAAGACAUCACGGCGUGCUCUGACAGCCACUGAACCGAACGCUCUGAAGGGCAUCCCAGCAAGGAUGAAACCAUGGCAACACAUCUUUUGUCCGAGACGAAAGAGAGGGGAAAAAAAGAGAGCGAUAGAGGGAGGAUCAACAGAAAACAGACCAGCUGAAAUUAAUUUGCACUAGUGCCCGAGCACGCUAAAAGACACUAAACAAGUGUGAAUACUAUCCCCCGCUAAAAAAAAAACACACUUGCAAUGCUCCUACUUGGGCACCUUAAAGCAAAACUGGGGGGAAAGAACAUAGACCCUUGGUGGUUCUCGGACUACGGGCUGGGAACGCAAACUAGGUCACUAAUGAAGCUUUCAAAGUCACAUUGCACCUUGAGGGAAAGGGAGGAAGCGCGCCAGCUUAAAAGCACUUGUUUGGCUUUUCUUCACUUUACAAGCGAGUGAAUCAGGAGACAUGGGGUCGGGGGUCAUUAGGGGGGGAGUUCUGGGGAAUGGGGGGGUUUCUUCAUGAUGAGAGGCACUGCUGCAAAAGAAUCUCUCGUAAGGUUUUCAGAAAGAUUUUUUGUGUGUGUGCGCGCCCUGAAGAAAUCAAUGAAUACGAGGAAUGUUUAUUGUGAACUAUUUUUCUUCGAGUAUUGCUUCCUGGAAAGAAAGGAAGGUCAAAAUGUGUCUUUACGUAAUUCAGACUGACUGCCUUUGAGAAUGUUUCAGUGACAAUCAGAAUGUCCCAGGGUGUUUAAAACUAACAGGAAAAAAAAGAGGAAAAAGAUGGCAAAUAUGAAAUGCUAAGUAGAAGUGCCAAGCUGUCUUGUGUCCAAGCAAUACCCCCCAAAUAAGACUAUAUGUUACAUUAUACCGUUUUUAUUCAUUAUUUUUGUGUACAGAAUGUUCAUAGAUCGUUCUCACUUUAGGGGCAUUUGCUCACUUGGUACAAUACAUAACAUUUAGUUUUAUGUACAUAACAAAACUAUAUGACAAGAAUUAAUAAUCCCAUUGUGGGUUUUUUUUUCUUUUACAGCUGACCAAUACAUGAGACAGUUGUCAUUAGACUAUGAUUGUAUACCUUUUUUUGUAAUGUUUUUUAGACAAGCAUGUUUUUAUUGGUCAGUGAUUUUUAAUUUGUCGUGGCUUUUUCUCUUAAUGAGCCAAGAAAGUGCAAUUUCUUUGACUGUUUACAUAUCCUACACACACACACACACACAUAUAAUAUAUAUAUAUAUAUAUAUAUAUAUAUAUAUAUAUAUAUAUUCCACCUUCCUUUUUGUAACAGUGCAUCGCUGCAAGCUAUUAACUUUAUAGCAAAGGUACACUUAAGUUAUCUAGUAUGCAUGACUUGUAACCUUUGCCUGCUGCCUCUAAAAACGUACAUCUGAAAAACUAAACGUCAUAGAAAGUAAGAUUUUUUUUGGACUUAUAUAUCCCAUAAUAAAAAGCAUUUUAUGUCUACCA
Messenger RNA from Hippocampus zosterae (dwarf seahorse), 7987 nucleotides. RefSeq names its product histone-lysine N-methyltransferase ASH1L-like. NCBI's taxonomy places the organism in Eukaryota, Metazoa, Chordata, Actinopteri, Syngnathiformes, Syngnathidae. Bases 841 to 6381 code for a protein of 1846 amino acids. The transcript has 14 exons. The record is from RefSeq and is a predicted model, not a curated record. Gene Ontology annotation, molecular function: DNA binding.